Brassica napus (rape) is the source of this 1449-nucleotide messenger RNA. RefSeq lists its product as uncharacterized. The record is from RefSeq and is a predicted model, not a curated record. The coding region runs from base 1 to 1449 and encodes 482 amino acids. Lineage: Eukaryota; Viridiplantae; Streptophyta; Magnoliopsida; Brassicales; Brassicaceae. Gene Ontology annotation, molecular function: zinc ion binding; nucleic acid binding. The transcript has 3 exons.
AUGGCUUCUUUUAAUUCGAUGGGAACUGACAAAAAAGGCAAGGGCCAUCUCAAUCAAGCUUCUCAGACGACUCCCAAUGGCCUUUAUGAGCCUAGUCCUUUUAUCAAGGCUGCUUCACAAGAAUAUCCAUGGGCAGCAAAGAUGAAAUCAGUCUGCAAUCUCAACAGGGUUACUGUCCCUGAAUACUUGGAGGAUGGAACCCCUAAGGUAACUGUUCCAAGUCAUGUAAUUCUUCAAGGAAUUCAGAAUCAAAGAGAAUAUGUGGUUGGUCAGUUCUGCCAUUGCUUUGCGCCUGCUGGAGGAGAAUCAACAUACUUGUUUCAUAUUCCGGAUGAUGCUACUCGCAAGUUUGUUAUCCAAAGGGGGAUAUGGCAUGUUGAUGACUGCUUGAUGUUUGUUUCUGCUUGGUCUCCGACUGAAACAAUUACUUUACAGGAAAUCAAGACUAUCCCAGUUUGGUUGUCUCUCAAGAACAUACCAAAUCAACUCUACUCUUUUGAAGGAAUCAAAUGGAUCGCUUCAGGUAUUGGUGAGUCGAUGCUUACGUACAAACCUUGGCUUGAUACUACUUUAAUGGGAGAAGCAAAAAUUUUGGUUGAGGUCAAGUUACAUAGGCCUUUUGCUCAGAGAGUAGCUAUUGAGGAUGAGAGUGGGUCUGUCUCAAUGGUUGAUGUUGUGUACUCUUGGCUGCCUUCGAAGUGUGCAAGAUGUGGUCAGAUGGGCCAUAAAGCGUCAGGAUGUUUGGGACAGCCGCUUGAUCCAACUAGCAGCACCAAGACAUCAUCUCCAGUAUCAAGAGAUGUUGAAUCAAGUGUUACUUUAGCAAAUGAAGCAAAUAAUAUGGUCAGGGACAAAGAGGACAGAGAUGCUACUGUAACGGUCUCACACCCUCCAACUCCAAGUGUGGAAGCUACUUCUGAUCCAAUUCUGGCUCUAGUAGCUACCAUAAACAAGCCUAUUGAUAAGAUCAAGGAUGAAUCAAGGAUGGAAGCAAAGCAAGAUACCACAUUCUCACUAAAAGGAAAGGUUGAACAGAGCUCUCCAAAUACUAACUCCGAACACUUGUCUACACACUCAAUCACAUGUAAUACUACAAGCAACUCUCACACACCUUUGGUUUCUUCAAAAGAAACUCCAUAUUCUUCCAAUCAUGUCUCUACCAAUUCUGCUCCAGCUGAUUGUUCAAUCCGCAUGAGCUUAUCAAGCUCUAAUUUACUCACCAAUCGAUUUAGCUCUUUAGAAUUUUCGGAUGAUGAAGAUGAAACUUUAAUUUCAUCUGACGAGCUGGACCCAAAGGAAUAUUUGUCUCCUCAAGGUAAAGUUUUUCUUCAGGAAAGGCCUGUUAAACCCUCUACAAAGGCUAAGGAGAUGCAGUUGCAUUCCGUAGCUCGUGGACGUGGUAACCGUAACCGUGGUAAUCGUGGUCGUAAUAGAGGUGGUCGUGGCUAA